UGUUUUGGCGUCGAGCAGACAGGCGUGAUAGAGAGUGUUGACGUCAGUGUAAAGCGAGAGAAGCGCGCGGCAGGAACAGGAGAGACGCAGCUGAGCGCGUGCAGUAAACGCGUCGCGCAGCGGAGGAGAAACGCACACACUCACACACACACUCACUCACACACACACACCUGAGGAAUAGCGGCGCGAUGGCUGAUCAUCUGAUACAGAUCAAUGACUCGUCCGCCGGAGUCAAUCGAUUCGCGCGGAAAGGAGCUCUGCGACAGAAGAACGUGCACGAAGUUAAAAACCACAAAUUUAUCGCUCGCUUCUUCAAGCAGCCCACCUUCUGCAGCCACUGCACCGACUUUAUCUGGGGAUUCGGCAAGCAAGGCUUCCAGUGCCAAGUGUGCUGUUUUGUGGUCCACAAAAGGUGCCAUGAGUUUGUGUCCUUCUCCUGUCCAGGGGCCGAUAAGGGCCCAGACACAGAUGAUCCCAGAAGCAAGCACAAGUUUAAGAUCCACAGCUAUGGCAGUCCCACAUUCUGCGACCACUGCGGAUCGCUGCUGUACGGCCUCAUCCACCAGGGCAUGAAAUGCGACACCUGUGACAUGAACGUUCAUAAGCAGUGUGUGAUGAAUGUGCCAAGUCUGUGCGGGACAGACCACACUGAGCGCAGAGGACGAAUCUUCAUGAAGAUCGAGGUCAGCGGAGACAGACUUCAUGUCACAGUGGGUGAGGCUAGAAAUCUGAUUCCCAUGGACCCCAAUGGCCUUUCAGAUCCGUAUGUGAAGCUCAAACUCAUCCCAGACCCCAAGAACGAGACCAAACAGAAGACCCGCACCAUCCGCUCCUCGCUCAACCCCACCUGGAACGAGUCCUUCAUCUUUAAGUUAAAGGCGUCAGAUAAGGAGCGGCGUCUGUCAGUGGAGGUGUGGGAUUGGGACAGAACCACCCGAAAUGACUUCAUGGGCUCCAUGUCCUUCGGUGUGUCUGAGCUGAUCAAAGCUCCUGUGUCUGGGUGGUAUAAGAUGCUGAACCAGGAGGAGGGUGAGUACUACAACGUACCCAUCCCCGAGGAGAAUGACAUUAACUUGGAGCUGCGGCAGAAGUUUGAGGCCUGUCAGUUCAAUAUCCACCUGCUGAAGAAAGCCAAGCUCGGUCCUGGAAAGAAAGUCAUCACCCCCACUGAUCACCGACGCUUCAGUUUACCGUCCGGAAACAUGGACAAAGUUCGACUCAAUGACUUCCAUUUCCUGGCUCUUCUUGGCAAAGGGAGUUUUGGGAAGGUGAUGUUGGCAGAGAUGAAGUCCACAGAGGAGUUAUACGCUAUUAAAAUCCUGAAAAAGGAUGUGGUGAUCCAGGAUGAUGACGUGGAGUGCACAAUGGUGGAGAAGAGAGUUCUGGCCCAAAGAGAAAAGCCACCUUUCCUCACACAACUACACUCUUGCUUCCAGACAGUGGAUCGUCUGUACUUUGUAAUGGAGUACAUUAACGGCGGAGACCUGAUGUAUCACAUCCAGCAAGUGGGCAAGUUUAAGGAGCCACAAGCUGUAUUCUAUGCGGCAGAGAUUGCAGUCGGACUCUUCUUUCUUCAUAGGAAGGGAAUUAUUUACAGAGAUCUGAAGCUGGACAACGUGAUGCUGGACUCCGAGGGCCACAUCAAGAUCGCAGACUUCGGCAUGUGUAAGGAGAACAUGUAUGAGGGAAUGACCACUCGGACCUUCUGCGGGACGCCGGAUUACAUCGCCCCAGAGAUUAUCGCCUAUCAGCCGUAUGGGAAAUCAGUGGACUGGUGGGCUUACGGUGUGCUCCUGUACGAGAUGCUGGCGGGGCAGCCUCCAUUUGAUGGAGAGGACGAGGACGAGCUCUUUCAGUCCAUCAUGGAGCACAAUGUGUCCUACCCCAAAUCCCUGACUAAAGAAGCUGUGUCCAUCUGUAAAGGGCUGAUGACCAAGCAUCCAUCUAAACGUCUGGGUUGUGGAGCGGAGGGCGAGAGAGAUAUAAAGGAGCAAGCUUUCUUCCGCAGGAUUGACUGGGACCGACUGGCCAACAGAGAGAUUCAACCUCCUUUCAAACCCAAAGUGUGCGGCAAGGCAGCGGAGAACUUUGACAAAUUCUUCACACGCACGCAGCCCAUGCUGACCCCACCUGACCAACUGGUCAUCGCCAACAUCGACCAGAGCGAGUUUGCUGGAUUCUCCUUCAUAAACCCCGAGUUCAUCCACCCAGCGUCUAUUCACAGUGUGGUAUGAGACGUCCCAGGAGGAGGAGGGGGAAAGCUAUCAACCGCAUCCACUAUAUUUAUGAACUCAGCAAAUCUUUGUAGACAGUUGAACACCCUUUAUCUGAGCAUAUCUGAACUGAGGGGGGGACUGGAGGAGGAGUUUGAAUGGCUGAAUGGAUCUAUAUAUAGAUAUAUAAUCAUAAAAGCAUGUUUCCACAUGAAGACUUUGAGGGCAGUAUUCAAUGCAGAUGAGUUAGCAUUUGACCAAAGUCUGGUGGGUUUUUACACUCUUAAAAAUCGAGGUUCUUUACUGGUUGCACGCAAGGUUAUUUGUGUAAACUAAAACUGAAUUUUAAAACUAUUGGUCAAAACACAUCUGGACAAACACAUUUUCUUCAUUUGCCAAAAAAUGUAAACAGGACAUGUUUACGUACAUACAUAAUUUUAACAACCCAUUCUGAUUACAUACCUAUAUAUACAUUUCUGGAGAACACCAAAUACUUCCCAGGAGCUACUUUUUUGCAGUUUGUUUUGUUUUCGCGAAUCCACCAGAGGCCGCUGUGUACACUUUGUCAGAUGUCAAAUUCCUCUGACGACUGCGAUUCUGCGAUUCGCGCCUGCUCUUCUCACGUAAAUCCACCAGAGGCCACUGUCGACUGAUUGACUCACUGACCGACCAACCGACAAACCCUCUUCCCUUAACCCAGCCAUGUCCAAACUCUGUUCUGGAGGGCCGGUGUCCUGCAAAGUUUAGUUCCAACCCCAAUCAGACACACCUGGGCUAGCUAAUCAAGCUU
Molecule: messenger RNA, 3003 nt
Organism: Danio rerio (zebrafish)
Lineage: Eukaryota; Metazoa; Chordata; Actinopteri; Cypriniformes; Danionidae
Source: RefSeq, a predicted model, not a curated record